AUGCGCACAUUCGUAGUUUCCCUUUUCAUACUGGUGACACUGUUACUUUCCAGUGCAAUUGAUGCAAGGAAGGAAAAACCGCUGCAUGACGCCUUUCCGAAGGAAGUGAUUGAUGGCAUCAGAUGUGGUGUUUGUAACUUUGCGGUGAAGCAGGCAUAUGGGAAUGUGCUGGGGCUGUUUAACGCCAGCAUUCAAACACGCGUGCGGAUGAACGAGGAGGACGUGUUGACGGUGCUGGAGGAUAUCUGCAACCCCUUCACGGAGGUCGGCCAGUGGAUACGUCGAAUUACCAUCACUCACAGGCGCGAUACAGACCAUCUUUUGGGUGUGGAGGAGUUGCCAGUUUAUACCAAGUGCAAGCGCACGUGCAGCACCGUGGUGGAGGCCUGUGAAGCCGUUAUGGAUCACGAAAGCAUGGACACUCUUUCGCCACGACUGUUACACCUCACUGAAUACGCAGAUGCAGGGACCUUUGCGCAGGCCCUAUGCGGACCUUCACCGAUUUGUACGAAGCGGCGGCGCCUACUCGCAGACAGGUAUGAUGAGCUCGUCACUAUGAUGGAUGCGGACCCUAUGGAGGAGAUUGACCCAAAAGAGAUGGAGGUUGAACGGAUGAUGGAUCACAUGGAGCGGAAGGAGAACCGGCGGCAGACCAUUUUUUCUCGUGAGGAGAUUACGAAGAUGCAGGAGGCUUUUCUGCGGGGUGACAAGGAGGCGGUGGCAAAGGUCGACCCCUCCAUUAUGGAUCUUUCCGAGGAUGAAUUCGCCGCCGUGCAGGCGAUGAUGCGGGGAAGGAAGGACGGCAAGCCCCAGGCUGGGGAGACUGACGCGGACGGCGAGGCGAAGGUGAGAAGGACACAGCGGCGGAAGCGCCGUGAAAGUGGCGGCGGUGAGGACGAUUGGGAGGACGUGGGGACGGGGGAAUCCGACCUCUAA
Trypanosoma conorhini is the source of this 936-nucleotide messenger RNA. RefSeq lists its product as uncharacterized. The transcript has a single exon. Lineage: Eukaryota; Euglenozoa; Kinetoplastea; Trypanosomatida; Trypanosomatidae. Bases 1 to 936 code for a protein of 311 amino acids. The record is from RefSeq and is a predicted model, not a curated record.